Molecule: messenger RNA, 2524 nt
Organism: Bursaphelenchus xylophilus (pine wood nematode)
Lineage: Eukaryota; Metazoa; Nematoda; Chromadorea; Rhabditida; Aphelenchoididae
Source: the annotation of a GenBank genome assembly
AUGAAAACGGAAAGCAAUGGUACACCACUAAAUCCAGCAGAAGUAAGUUUAAUUAUAAUCUGCCUUAAGUAUAAAUAUAUUGUGUUAAAAUAUUACCUUAGUAUGUCCUAUUAAAGCAAUACUUUGUUUUACAUAAAGUUAUAUAUCUCGGUUUCGGUUGAUUAAUAAGUCUGGCCUGUCUUCUUCUCUUCGGUUCUGAAGCAUAGUACUUCCAAAAAGAGCCUGUCAAAAAGUAAUGUAAUUGAUUUAUUUUUGUUUUAGAAAUCAUGAGGAACUGAGAUUUUAUUCCGUGUUACCUUUUAGGGUCCAUCCACCGCCGAUUUACGGCAGAACAUGGCCCAUCUGACCCUAGUUGAGAAGCAGAAGACGUUUUCCAAGGCAUAUCUUCUCGAGAAAGAAACAGCACUCCAGGUAAUCCUUGCGUCAAAUCUUUAUUAUUAUGAACAGAAAUUUGUGGAGAGCUCUGUUUUAUGCAAUUGAUUUUAUUAUUCCAUCUGAGAUCAUAAAAUUUCUGAAAUAUUUUAGCAGUUCUCCUCCUGGUCUGAGCACGAACAAACAGAUUUUGUGAAGACCAUCCUUCAGAAAAUGUGCCAUCAUCAACACGGUCAGAUCGACCAGUUCCUUCAGCCGAUGUUGAAACGAGACUUUAUCAGCCUAUUACCAGGUAAUAUUUGAUUCUCGUUUUAUUUAUGAAUUUAGAUGGUCUGGAAGAAAAUGUCCUUUCUCAUCUUGAUGCAAAGAGUCUGGUGGCUAGUGCCGCUGUCAGUAAAACAUGGAGGAAUAAAAUUGCUAACUGCAUGUUGUGGAGGAAAUUAAUUGAACGAAGGGUGAAGUCAGACUCCGUGUGGAGGGGAUUAAGCGAGAAACGGGGAUGGUCAGUUGUUCUACUGUUAGCGUAUGAUGUUGCUUAGAAAGUUUCACGUUGUUUUUUUGUAAAUUUCAGGAAGAAGUACUUGUUUAUGUCAAAGGAAUUGGCAGCCAUUCAAAUUGCCACAUCGCAGGGAUGGACUCGGAAUGAAGCAGAAGAUUAUAUCCGCGAACAUCCUGAUAUGCUUAGUUAUUUACACGAAUUUUAUUGUCAUUUGUAUCGAAAUAUUAAUAAGGAUAUAGCUCAAAUUGAGGAGAAUUGGAGGACCGGCAAGCACAAACUUCAGAGGAUAAAUUGUGAAUCCGAAAACAACCGAGGUGAGCUUUCUUUGACUCUUUUUCAUCUCUUCUUAGGUGUAUACUGUCUACAAUAUGAUGACGAGAAGAUUAUUUCGGGUCUCAGAGAUAAUACGAUAAAAAUAUGGCGCAGAUCAGAUCUGCAAUGCGUCCAGACUCUCGUCGGGCACACAGGAUCAGUGUUGUGUCUUCAAUAUGAUGAACGAAUAAUAGCUAGUGGAAGUAGUGACUCCACUGUCAGGUAUGUGGUCAUUUAAUAUGAUUUCAGUAUGACUUAUCUUUAAUAACGUCGACUGUUCAGGAUAUGGGAUGUACAUACUGGACAAUCCUUGAACACUUUAAUCCACCAUUGUGAAGCCGUUCUUCAUCUCCGAUUCCAGAAUGGAAUGUUGGUAACAUGUUCCAAAGAUCGAUCAAUAGCUGUAUGGAACAUGAAUUCCCCUACGGAGAUAGACUUGAGACGAGUAUUGGUUGGUCAUAGGGCCGCAGUGAACGUGGUAGACUUUGACACCACUUACAUUGUUUCCGCAAGCGGAGAUCGGACGAUAAAAGUGUGGAGUGCAGAUACUUGUGAAUUUGUGAGGACACUGAAUGGCCAUCGAAGGGGCAUUGCUUGUUUACAAUAUAGAGACAGGCUCGUCGUCAGUGGAUCCAGCGACAAUUCCAUACGGUAAGUUCUCAUUGAAUUGAAUUAACAUUCUUCUUUGAUUAGGUUAUGGGAUAUUGACGGAGGGAACUGCUUACGCGUCCUCGAAGGUCAUGAAGAACUAGUUCGAUGCAUCCGCUUUGAUUCGCGGAGGAUUGUUUCCGGUGCGUAUGAUGGGUAAGGAUAAAGAGAGAAGGGUUAUCCUAUUUUUUAGCAAACUGAAAGUUUGGGAUCUCACUGCUGCUUUGGACUUGCGAUACCAGAACAGUGCGAUUUGUCUGAAUACACUAUCGGUAAGUUGUCUUUUUAAUCAGGUUGAUAGCACCUGACAUAUUGAAUUGCAUCUUAUUUUAGGAGCAUACGGGUCGAGUGUUCAGGCUUCAGUUCGAUGAUUUCCAGAUCGUCAGUUCCUCUCAUGAUGAUACGAUUUUGAUCUGGGACUUCUUGAAUGUUGGUACGGGAGCUCGGAGUCUGACUCCCUAUCGCCACAAACAAGGCCCUUACUUCAACCCGGCGGACGCAGCUAAACGGGUAGCAGUGCCUGAACAAAAACCUAGUCCAAGACCUGUCGAGGGCGGAGACCGGCUUCAAAAUGGUGUCCAUGAACAGAUGGAUGUAGAUGGAGAAGAAGAAGAAGACGAAGAGGGUCGUCCCGGUCCUUUGUCAGAAUCCGAGUCUGAUGAUGACGAAGAUGUUCCCCCGGCCCCACAAUAA